GCUUUAAAAAUGGCCCAGAGUCUUCACUUUACAGAAGAGGUUCGAUCUACAAAAUGUCAUCUAGGUGAUUUUAAGGUUAAGAUAGAGUUUGACGACCUGAAGAAUAAGGCCCUUCAUACGUGCAGUUGCUUGAGUUCCCUUGUUAGUCAAAUUGAGAGUUUACUUUAAAUUUACCAUCAUCAUCUCCUGUUGUCUUGACUAUUGAAAAUCCUUGUGCAGGUCAACUUCUUAACCAUACGGGUAGGUUUUGAAAACUGGUAUUUAUAUUGACUGCUGCCUGUAUGCAUCUUUCUUAGCCAAAUUCUAAAUCAUUUUCAUGAUAUAACCAGCAAGGUAUCAGUUAUUUCAAUUAUAGUGUCCCAUAGUUGCAGUUCACAACUCAUGCUUAGUGGAAGUUUUCCUUUGGGUACUAUAAAGUGCUAAAUAUCAUCUCUGAAUGUAAAUGUCUACAGAAUUUGAAGCUCUUCUCCUUAUACAAUGAUAGCACUGGUCUCUAUUCGUCUUUUUUUUUUCUUUUUUUUUUCUCCCUCUGUAAAAACCAUGCUCGGAUGAUGUGGUAUUUAAUCAACCUUUUAAUCAUUUGCCUCAUUAAAUGGCCUGUCUCAUUAUCAGCCUUUUAAAACCAUUCUUUGUUGUUUGCUAGAAGGAUGAUAAGCUAUAUCUGUUGCUAGAAGAAUGACAGAAAGACCAGUUGUGGUGGAUGAAUCUCCAGUCCAUUUGCUUGGUUCUACAAAUAAGGCAGCGAAUGGGAUUAAGAAACCAGAAUGCUGCGAAAAAAUCUAGGUCCAGAAUGCUAUUUGACAGAUUAAUGGAAAAUGAAAAGAAUGAGGUUAUUGUUGUUGAUAACUACUUCACUGGCUCCAAGGACAAUCUUAAAAAAUGGAUUGGUCAUCCCAGAUUUGAGCUUAUUCGUCAUGUCACCAUUGCUAGAAGAGAUGAUUAAUUUCUUUUUUUCCAGGGGUCCAUUCAGAUGCAAUUGUCAUGAUCGAAACAGAAAGAGGAAGACUUUGAGAAAUACAAAGAUAAGUUGCCAGAUUGAUGCAGAGACAAUGAGUUUGGGUACAAGUACAAUGGCCAGCAGUGACUAAGUUCCGGAUGCAACUAGUGACCAUGAAAUUCGGAGGGAGUCUGUAGGAGAAGAAGGGAAUCCAGAUUCAAGCAGUGAUAGAGCAAUAGACUGAGUUUCAAUAUGUUAUUGCAUAUUUUUGUUAAGUGUUACUCUUGGUUGUCUUCAUUAGGUACUUGGUUUUGGGCAUAACUUAAUUUGUACUUCUUCUAAUUACCUAUACUGAUAGUGCAACAACUUAAUUACAUUGCAAUGAAAUAGAUGAGUUAAUGAACAA
Messenger RNA from Rosa rugosa (rugosa rose), 1343 nucleotides. RefSeq names its product UDP-glucuronic acid decarboxylase 5-like. The coding region runs from base 816 to 1088 and encodes 90 amino acids. Gene Ontology annotation, cellular component: cytoplasm. The record is from RefSeq and is a predicted model, not a curated record. The transcript has 8 exons. Gene Ontology annotation, molecular function: UDP-glucuronate decarboxylase activity; NAD+ binding. Lineage: Eukaryota; Viridiplantae; Streptophyta; Magnoliopsida; Rosales; Rosaceae. Gene Ontology annotation, biological process: D-xylose metabolic process.